CAGCUCCUCAAGCUCGGUGCCCGCGCCCCGCAGCGGCAGCGCAGAACGCACCGCCUCCGCCAGAGCCCGGGAAGCGCUCGGGCGAAGAGGAGGAGCCAAGGGUACCGAGCGGGUGGAGUCGGGAGCCGGAGAGCGGUGGAGGCGGAUUUCCUGGGCCCGGCUCUUUGGCGCUACCAUGGCGUUUGGCAAGAGUCACCGGGAUCCCUACGCGACCUCCGUGGGCCACCUUAUAGAAAAGGCUACAUUUGCUGGAGUUCAGACCGAAGAUUGGGGCCAGUUCAUGCACAUCUGUGACAUAAUUAACACUACCCAGGAUGGGCCAAAAGAUGCAGUGAAAGCUUUGAAGAAAAGGAUUUCCAAAAACUACAAUCAUAAAGAAAUCCAACUUACCUUGUCAUCACGUUGCUUAUUGACAUGUGUGUGCAGAACUGUGGUCCAAGUUUCCAGUCUCUGAUUGUGAAGAAGGAAUUUGUUAAAGAGAAUUUAGUUAAGCUACUGAAUCCCAGAUACAACUUGCCAUUAGACAUUCAGAAUAGAAUCUUGAAUUUCAUUAAGACUUGGUCACAGGGUUUCCCAGGAGGUGUGGAUGUAAGCGAAGUCAAAGAAAUAUACCUCGACCUGCUUAAGAAAGGCGUUCAGUUUCCUCCCUCAGGAGCAGAGGCUGAAACAGCAAGACAGGAGACUGCUCAAAUCUCAUCAAAUCCUCCAGCAUCUGUCCCUACUGCACCAGCUCUUUCUUCCGUGAUUGCGCCAAGGAACUCGACUAUUACAUUGGUCCCAGAACAGAUUGGAAAACUGCACAGUGAAUUGGAUAUGGUGAAAAUGAACGUGCGAGUGAUGUCCGCCAUAUUGAUGGAGAAUACUCCUGGGUCUGAAAACCAUGAAGACAUAGAGCUUCUGCAGAAACUCUAUAAAACAGGUCGGGAGAUGCAGGAGAGGAUCAUGGACCUGCUUGUGGUGGUGGAGAAUGAAGAUGUCACUGUUGAGCUAAUUCAAGUGAAUGAGGAUUUGAAUAAUGCCAUCCUUGGAUAUGAGAGGUUUACUAGAAACCAACAAAGGAUUUUGGAGCAAAAUAAGAACCAGAAGGAAGCCACCAAUACUACCAGUGAGCCUUCUGCCCCAUCUCAAGAUCUCCUCGACCUAAGUCCCAGUCCCCGGAUGCCUAGGGCCACUCUGGGAGAACUCAACACCAUGAAUAAUCAACUUUCAGGCUUAAAUUUCAGCCUUCCAAGUUCUGAUGUAACAAACAACUUAAAACCCAGUCUCCAUCCACAGAUGGACUUGCUAGCCUUGGAGAAUACAGAGAUACCCCCGUUUGCCCAAAGGACCAGCCAAAACCUCACCUCAAGCCACGCAUAUGAUAACUUUCUGGAACAUUCAAAUUCAGUGUUUCUACAGCCGGUCAGUCUACAAACCAUUGCAGCAGCACCAUCAAACCAGAGUCUGCCACCUUUGCCCAGCAAUCAUCCAGCGAUGACAAAAAGUGAUCUCCAGCCACCUAAUUACUACGAGGUAAUGGAGUUUGAUCCCUUAGCUCCUGCUGUCACUACAGAAGCUAUUUAUGAAGAAAUUGAUGCUCACCAGCACAAAGGAACUCAAAAUCAUGGUGACUGAGAAGAAAGUGGAUGAUCAGCUCACUAGCCACAUCAAAGGUGCCAACUCUCUUAAGGUAGACUCUGUGCAGCUUUGAAGCCUGGAAGACAAUACCUACCAACAUGUCAAAGCCAUGGUGGAACAUUUCUGCUAUAAUGAAUAUUAAAUAGAAGAAUAACAGUUCCAGGAUAACACUGAUUCCUGACAACAGCGUGAGAUUUCAACAGAACUUGUUUGGAACAAAUACUCACUUAAAACUUCAGCAGAAGAAAAAUUACUUAGUCCUUAGGCCAACCAAUUUAACUGCAGUGUCAUAUGUUUCACAAGCCUUCCUACAUUUGGAAAUCGUCACACAGCUGUGAUAAGAGUAGAUUACUUUACUACGAAAUAAUUCUGAAUAGAUGAAAGCAUAAAAUGUGAGAAACUGAAUGUAUUAUUCAGGAAGAAUACUGAGUGCCUUCAUUUAACUAAAGUUGAAUGUAAAAGUCAAUUUGCACUUCUUUAUAAUCCUCUGGUUUAGAAUUAUAAAUUGUUAAAACCUUGAUAAUUGUCAUUUAUAUUUCAGGUGUCAUGAACAGGUCACUAGACUCUACAUUGGGCGGCCUUUAAAUAUGAUUCUUUGUAAUGCUAAAUAGUCUUUUUCUCUUUUUACUGCAACUUAACAUUUCUAUUUCGAACACAGAAAAUGAAAAUAUUUAGAAUAAGUUGUACAUUUGAUGACAAAUAAAUCACUAUUAAAAUAAUUUAAUAUUUU
Molecule: messenger RNA, 2347 nt
Organism: Nomascus leucogenys (northern white-cheeked gibbon)
Lineage: Eukaryota; Metazoa; Chordata; Mammalia; Primates; Hylobatidae
Gene: TOM1L1
Product: target of myb1 like 1 membrane trafficking protein
Exons: 17
Coding region: 415-1614 (399 amino acids)
Biological process (GO): signal transduction
Cellular component (GO): endosome; membrane
Molecular function (GO): clathrin binding; phosphatidylinositol binding; ubiquitin binding
Source: RefSeq, a predicted model, not a curated record